AUGACUACCCGAGGUCGCCAGUUCGAUACUCAGGGACAGCGGGGUGAAUCAUCGUCGUCAUUCCUAGUUUCUUCUAAAGUUGCUCGUUUUGUCGGUUCUGCUGCUUCUGCGUCUAAGGCGAAGAAGAAGGCUAAAUCCGUUUCUGCAAUCGCCAGAUCUGUUCUGUCCGAUGAUGUUCCCACCAGAUCUGUGGCUCCGGUGUUUUGUUCUCCUCCUCUUGGCUUUUCUGCUAAGUUUGGUUCUGUUCCCGACAUCCCAGCUCUGUUGGGUGCUCUAAUUGCUGCUCCUGCGACUGAAUCAGCUGCUCCUGUGAUGGAAUCGCCUGCUCUGGUGGUUAACUCAACGGUUAAGGCUGGUAGUUCAUCACCCCGUUCUGAUGUGGCUACUGCUGGAGUGAAUCCACUGCCUCAUCUUCCGAUUGGAGCCUCUUUCUAUAUGCCGGCCGUGAUUUCUCAGAGCGUCACUCCGGCUCCGAAAGUUCCUUUAUUGAUUCCGGCUCAGACAGCUCCACCUAGGAAUUAUGCUUCUGUGCUCAAGAACUCCUCGGAACUUCAAGAACUUGGCACUCCCACUGACCAUGUCUCUGGUGUUCCGUUUGUCCUCAUACCUGAUGAGAAUAUUGAGACUACCAAGGAGGAAUUCAAAGACUUCCUUUAUGCUAGUUUCCAUGGUGACGUUCCUCCUAUGGGCAGAAUCAUUGGAGUUGUUAAUGCAGUUUGGGCGAAGUCAGGCCCUAGGAUCUAUGUUCAUCGGCUUGGGAAAGGGUCAUUUCUUCUCCGUGUUACAAACCCGAAGACCCGUGAAACACUACUGUCUCGUUCUUGCUGGAACAUUACAGGCUUGUCCAUGUUUGUUGCUCCCUGGUCACCAGACUUUGCUCCAGGCGAAGCUCCUAUAACGUCAGCUGUUGUCCCAGAUGAGCUGAGAAAUGUUCCCUAUCUCCUUUACAACAAUGAAAGCCUGAGUCGUCUAGCUACAGUGGUAGGGAGACCGGUCUCUGUAGCUCCGGAAACUCAGCGUAAAGAAAACUUCCAAGUUGCGAAGCUUUAUGUCAAGGUUGAUCUAUUGAAACGUCUGCCUGAUACAAUAGUUUCGGGUUUCUCGAAUGGUAGAGAGUUUCGGAUUGAUGUUUCUUACCCCUGGCUUCCAAUUAAGUGCGAGCAUUGCGGUAAAUAUGGCCAUAAAAAAGAAGAAUGUCAUGUGGAGAUUGCAGCUGGUUUCCUUAACCAAAAUUUUGCCCCUCCAAAUCAGCGCAAAAGAUCAAUGUCUCGCCCUGCUCGUUCGCGUACAGCAAAGCCAAUCUUUGGUUCUCAGACCUAUGUUCCUAAAGCUGCUUCAGUGCAGGUAAUAGAAGCACCCAUGACGGGUCCGGUAUCUGAAGAUUCUGAGAAGUUGGAUACGUCGGUGAACCCUAUACCUGAGGUCACUGAGAACUUGGAGAUGUUAGAGGAAUCUGUAGCUAUAAGUAAGGGGACCGGUGUAGAUGGAAAGAUGAUUGCUCUUGACCAAUCUUUGGAGCUAGAAGAAGGAGAGGUCUCUCCUGUGCCCUGCCAGGACUCUAUUACUGCUGAUUCUACUAGCAAUAUUGGAGAACCUGUCUCCGCGGAUCAGGAUGAAGAGGGCUUCAGCACGCCUGCUAGGAAAAAGACAUCUCAUCUUGGAGGAUCAAAUAUGCACCCUCAGGCUGUAACUGCUUCAGUUCAUGUUGGAAAUUGCUCAAACUCUUUUGAUGUUUUGAGCGAUGAUCAAGUUGUUGAUGAUCCUUUCUUUCUUGUCAAUAAUAGGAAGAGUGGCCGGAAGUUGGAAGAUCGGAUACCUCUUUGGGACAGUUUGGUGGACAUUCAAGCUACGUCUCCAGUUUAUAGGUUCCCAUGGACGGUUAUUGGGGAUUUUAAUCAGAUUUUGAGAGUAAGCCACCACUCAAAUCACAUCUCUGCGAGGGUUGACACUGCAGGUAUUGAAGAAAUUAAUCUCUCCCUUCAGGAUGCGGAGUUGUUUGAGGCUCAAGCUAAGGGUUUGCCUUUCACUUGGACAAAUAAUCAGGACGACAAUCCCAUCUCUACUAAGAUAGACCACGCUUUCAUUAAUCAGUCAUGGUCCUCCUCCUUCCCUGAUUCAUAUGCAGAGUUCUUGGAACCAGGUCAAUCUGAUCAUGCUCCCUGCUUGUUUCAUCUUCCUUCGGUUAGACGUCGGGUUUGUAAACCCUUCAAGUUCUUUCCUCAUGUUACUGAUCAUCCAGAUUACUCUCAGCUGGUAUCUGAGUCCUGGAACUGCAGCCAAAUCACGGGAACUGAUCAGUUUAAGCUGGUCCGUUCACUGAAGUUGCUCAAGAUGGUCCUGCGAAGAUUGAACAAGAGACACUUCAGCGGUAUUUCUCAGCGAGUCAAGGAUCAAACUGUUAUAGUGGAUUGGCUUCAGAGAUCUCUGCUUACUCUUCCUGAUUCUGAUACAGCUAGGGAAGAACAUAUUCAACGUAUGGUCACUCAGUACGUAACUAGGAACCAUAUUCACUUUUUGAAGGAUGAGAAUGAUCUGGUUAUCUCCUCUACCGAUGACCUCAAGUCACACUCUGCUCAAUAUUUUCAGAAUAUCUUGGGUGUUACUGAUCUCCCUAUCUCUAUGGCUCCUAUGGACGAACUUCAGGACCUCCUCCCGUUUCGUUGCUCGGAGAUUCAACAAACUUAUCUAUCUUGA
This is a messenger RNA of Brassica oleracea var. oleracea, 2694 nucleotides long. RefSeq lists its product as uncharacterized. Gene Ontology annotation, molecular function: zinc ion binding; nucleic acid binding. The transcript has 4 exons. NCBI's taxonomy places the organism in Eukaryota, Viridiplantae, Streptophyta, Magnoliopsida, Brassicales, Brassicaceae. The coding region runs from base 1 to 2694 and encodes 897 amino acids. The record is from RefSeq and is a predicted model, not a curated record.